UUGUAGCUUUAUUUUAAUAAUAUAUUCAUUAAGAGAUUAAUUUAAAAUAAAUUAUUAAAAUGAAAUUUAAUUGUUAAUUAAAAUAAAAAAGAUGUCUAGACCAAAUAAAGUCACAACGAAUAAAAUCUCAAAUACAACGAAAAUUCUUCAGUCCGGAAAAACAGACCAAAAAAAACGUAUUGCUUCAAAAACAGCAACAGCAAGCCCUAGUACCUCCUCAAAAAAUAUAACAAAUUCCAAAAGUACAGAUACUAAAAAAACUAAAGAGGAUGAAAAAAAUGUCCAAAUACCAACUAAAGUUUCAAGUAAAAAAAACUUACUUGCAAAACAACCCUCAGUUAACAAAGUAAAUCAACUGACUAAUUCAGUUUCUAAAAUGAAAACGAAACCAAUUUCAACUAAAAUAAAAACUGAUACCACAUCUUCGAGGUAUGAACCUUUAAAAGCAAAACGUGAUGUUAUUAUGCAAAAUAAACUUAAAAAUCUCAUACCCAGUAAACCGAAUUUAGUCAAAGACACUUAUCACAAUGUUACUGUUGCCUCGCCGCCACCAGUAAGGAAAAAACAAAAUUCAGUGGAAUUUCAAAGUUUACCAUCUGAAGCUCAAUUAAAAGAUGAUUUUGAUGAUAUUCCUACAAAUAUACACGAAAGAAGAAGAACUGUUACAUUGGAGCCAAAAGAAGUUAUUAUGUUAAAAAAAUAUGACAAUGAAAUAAAAAAAAACACCGAAACAAGCUUUGCCACUAAUACAGAUUUAAUGGGUGAAGUAAUUCCAGUUAUUUCAAUUAAAGAACCUAUUGCCUUCGAAAUUAAUUUCGAUAACGAAAAAAGUAAAUUAGAAACUAGUCAAAUUGGGCUUAACGAGACUAAAAAGAGUGGAGAAAAUCUUAAUAAUAAUGAUGAUGAAGAUAUUUCUUCGAAUGAUUCAUUAGAAAAUUCAUAUGCAGAUGAUUUUGAAUCGUAUGAAUCAGAUUUUGAAAGUGGAUCGUCAUCUGCUGAAGCUACCGAUACAGAAGAAUCCAAUGUGUCUGAAAAUUCUAACACUCAUAGUAGGUCAGAUGUAGGUGGCAAACAAAAUAUUAACAAUGACGAAGAAGAGGAUUCUGAUGAAACUCAACCACCAAUUACGGUAAUCCACAGAGAAGAAAGAGAAACUGAGAGAAAAUUAGACUCGGGAAAUUAUGAUUUAAAAUCGACAAAUUCUGGUAACAAAUCUUUGGAAAAUAAGACUAUUCAAUACCAACAAAAUGUGGAAGAAAAAAAUCUUGAACAGCAACAAUUAGAUAGCUUAGAAACUACAACAAAUAAUUCUGAUAGAUUGGAUUCAGGGAUCGGCUCCAAUUCAAAAGGAUCUAUUAUAUUUACGGAGUACAGUAAAGAAGACUUUGUUGGAUCAAUUUUUCCAGUUUCAAGCGAAUCUAUACGGGGAAAGGAGUUAAUGAGAAAAAUUCAACUUGAUGAAAUCUCGUAUCAUCUUUUUGAUUUAAAACCGAUGGAUUACGAAUAUUUUAUAAAAAUUUACGGUAAUUUGAAAGUUUCACAGUUAGAUACAGAAGGUAAUGACAGUUUUAAUAAUGCUGAUGAAUAUCAAAAUUCAUCACAUAUAGAUAGUAGAUCAGUAAUAAAUAAUCAUGUAAAUGCUGUAAAUGAUAAUCAGGAUAAUAAUCAAGGAAAUGAUGAAAUCGAACUCUCUAAUAAUAUUUCAAAAACAAUUAAAUUAUUAGAAGCAUUUAAGAAAACUGAUUCAAAAAAUACUAAUCGACAUUCCGAAAAUCAAGACAUCGAUUUAGAUAAGUUAAAUCAAUUUUUAAAUGGAGUAAAAAUGACAGUUUUUGAAGUUUUAAAUCGAAAUAGUAAAACGGCUACUGCCUUAAAUACUACAAAAUUAAGUUUCAGUUGCGGUUAUAGAACAUUAAAUGCGAAUUUUUUGAAUGCUCUUAAAGUUACUAAAAUAUUUUCAGCAGUCAAAUAUAAUUUCAUUUUAACAAUACAUGAGAGCACUGAAGAUAUUUAUAAAAAUGAAUUUCAAAAUUUAAUUGUUGUUUGGAGUAAUUCUGAUUGUGAGAAUCCGAUACGUUUGUUAUCUACUUGGAGUCAAGUUAGUAAAGUGGAUAUUUGUACUGAAUCAACAGAUAUAAUUGUAAGUGGCUUAAAAGAUGGUAGCAUAGCUAUGUGGGAUUUACGUGAAUCAUAUUCAUAUUGUUCAAAAUUAGACGGAUACUUAACUCAUUUUGCUGCAAGUCAGUCAAUUGUACCGAUUGUGCCUAGUGAUAGGGGAAUUCAAACAAGGUUAAAAGGAGAUUUAGGAUCCGUAGUAGAUAUUAAAAGUUUUAAGCCUGAAACAGGAGCAUAUGCAUUAAAAGCAUACAGACAAAUACAGUUUGUUUCGUUGAAUGACACAGGAAUAUUAACUAUAUGGAGUUUAAUUGAAAUAAAUCAGUCAAAUUUUGCUGCAAGAUCUCAAUCAAAUGAAUAUAAUAAUUUAGAUAUUAAACAUGAAUUUUCAUCACCAUGGACUAGAGUGAAAUUAGUACAGAGUGCAAUUUGUGAUUUACGAAGUUAUUUAGAAAUUAAAAUUCUCAAAAAACAAACAAAAUUUGAACAGACACUUCUAUAUUUUGAAAAUGAAAUAUUCGAUGAUCAAACUUUACAGGAAUUACAAAAAACCAGUACAGAAGAUCAAAAUAAAAACAAAGAAUUACAAGGAUUAAGAUUUACUACAAUAGAUACAAGUAGUAAUAUGAUAUAUGUAGCAACAAAUCGAAAUUUUAUAUUAGUGUGCUCAAAAACAUUAAGACCAGAACGUUUUCGAAAAAUAUAUAUAAAUGAAAGUAUAUUUAUGUUCCCAACAGCGAUACGAUUACAUCCAAAUGACGAGUUUUUAAUAGUCGGAUUAUCAAAUGGUUCUGUGAUUGCAAUUAAUUGUAAUCAAAAUAAAACAAAUCCAAUAGAACAAGAAUUUGAUAAUGAAGACAAUGGAAGAAAAUCAAAUUUAGAUUCAAUCGAAAUGGAAAAAAUUCAAUCAUCUUGUGCCAUUCAAAAUAUGAUACGUAAUGAAAGAAAAAUGAAAUUUGAUGAACUAGAACAAUCUAACAACUAUUUUAUAAUAGAUGAAGAAUUUCGUCCAAGAACAGCUAUACCAGAAUUUGAAGAAUUAUUUGAAAAUCCAUGGAAACAAUAUAAAAUGUUUGAUCAACAAAUUUUAUUAAAUGGAACAAUUUUAAGAAAAAAUCUUAUCGAUUGCAUUGAAAUAUCAAUUGAUGGUAGAAAAAUGUAUUGUUUAAGUGAUGGUAAUAUAAAGAUCUAUGAUUUUCUUGAUGGAAAUGAAAUAAAAUGUUCAAAAGAUGAGGAAAUAAAAGGAAUAGGUUUAAUUAAAUCUGGAUCAGGUCCCGAACACAGUAUAGUGCUAUUAAAAUCAAACAAUAUUGUUGAGAUACACACGCCAGCUAAAUAAAAUUAUUUAGUAAUCGUAAAAUCAAAUAAUUAAAAAAAGUAAUUUAAAAUAAAAUGUGCCUUUUUUUGAAAGUUUUUAUGAAAAGUUGUUACAAGAUUUUUAAAAUUUUAUAAUUCAAUAAAA
Molecule: messenger RNA, 3577 nt
Organism: Condylostylus longicornis
Lineage: Eukaryota; Metazoa; Arthropoda; Insecta; Diptera; Dolichopodidae
Product: probable serine/threonine-protein kinase DDB_G0282963
Exons: 3
Coding region: 92-3454 (1120 amino acids)
Biological process (GO): intraciliary transport
Cellular component (GO): cytoplasmic dynein complex
Molecular function (GO): dynein light chain binding; dynein heavy chain binding
Source: RefSeq, a predicted model, not a curated record